This is a messenger RNA of Colletotrichum graminicola M1.001, 150 nucleotides long. RefSeq lists its product as uncharacterized. The record is from RefSeq and is a predicted model, not a curated record. The transcript is spliced from 3 exons. Bases 1 to 150 code for a protein of 49 amino acids. Lineage: Eukaryota; Fungi; Ascomycota; Sordariomycetes; Glomerellales; Glomerellaceae.
AUGAUGGCAACAGCUGACGAGUGCACUAGCUGCAAUGAUGCGAGAGAGACCAAGCGCGCUUGCAGACAGGCUGGCGGUACUAUGAGCGGCAGUACUUGUCAUACAGAGAGGGCUUCGGAUUUCCUUAACAAGGAUGAGGAGUUCGGCUAG